Sabethes cyaneus is the source of this 759-nucleotide messenger RNA. RefSeq names its product farnesol dehydrogenase-like. The record is from RefSeq and is a predicted model, not a curated record. Lineage: Eukaryota; Metazoa; Arthropoda; Insecta; Diptera; Culicidae. Bases 7 to 759 code for a protein of 250 amino acids. The transcript is spliced from 2 exons.
UGCAGAAUGGAGCGUUGGAUGGGUAAAGUCGCUAUCGUAACGGGCGCUAGUUCGGGAAUCGGUGCUGCAAUCGCAAAGGAAUUAGCCCUGACCGGAUUGAUUACCGUAGGCUUAGCAAGACGUGACAAUUGGGUGGAAACUAUGAAAGCAGAACUUCCCCCGGAAGCGGCCUCAAGGUUACAUGCAUUUCCUUGCGACGUCUCCAGCGAGCAGCAAAUUUGGCAGGCAUUUGAAUUUGUUGAGCAAAAUUUCGAUGGAGUCGACGUGUUGGUGAACAACGCAGGAACCUACGAAAAAGUGGAUUUGUUGGCCGCGGGAAAUACCGACGCUUUGCGUCGUUCGCUUGAUGUUAACGUGCUCGGAUUGACACUGUGUAGUCGUGAAGCAUUCCAAUCGAUGAACAAGCGUGCCGUUGAUGGGCAUAUCAUACAUAUUAAUAGCAUUGAAGGACACAAGGUCCCUUUUUAUCCGGGUGCGAACCUGUACCCGGCAAGUAAGCAUGCAGUUACGGCGCUCACUGAGACGAUGAGAAUCGAACUUCAAAAAGCUGGAUCGAAGAUUAAAGUUACGAGCAUUAGUCCUGGGUUCGUGAGAACACCGAUGGUAGAGUUGUGUGAUACAUACAAUGACCUGCAAGUUGAAAAGAUGCCUAUGCUCAAUCCUGAAGACAUUGCCCAUGGAGUAAUCUACGCAUUAGGCACGCCACCGCAUGUUCAAAUUCAUGAGCUUACGAUCAAGCCCGUUGGUGAGGCAGUUUGA